AUGAGGUGCUGCGUCCCAGGUUGUAAAAGUGACUCAAGAUACAGUCUUAAGUCGCUGGGUAUCACUUUUUAUAUGUUGCCCAGUGAACCAUCUCUGAGAAAUGCAUGGUUCCAAGUUCUUGGGAUAGAGGAACCUUGGAAACCGAACGAAAGACCUGCCGUAUGUUCAGAACAUUUCCUUUGUGAAGAUCUCUUUCAAGACAAGAGUGGUCUACUGACACUUAGAGUCGAUUCUGUGCCUUUUACUGUACAGGUAUGCAGAAUAUGUUUAGUUAUGGGCACCAAGCUGUUUUCCAUCAGGGAAUACAAAUUAGAACAGGCCUAUGAACAACUAACAGGAGUCUCGUUAUUGUCGGAAAACUGCUUACCGCAUGAAUUAUGCGCGGAAUGUGCGCAGAGACUUAUAAACUUUAGCCGAUUCAGACACAAAAGUUUGAAAGCCAACUCUCUUAUGAUGGAGCUACUUAACAAACACAAGGAGAUAACAGAACUCAAUAUACAGUCAAUAAGUAGAGAAAACAACCAAUUAAUAUCAAAUCUAACAACAGCAACUAUUAUCGACCAUUAUGACUUUUGCAUCGAAGAAGUCGAUGAUGAAGAAGUUGAAAUUAUACCAGAAGAAGUGAAACCAGUGGUCACACCUGACUUAGAUACUACGAUAAACGCUGAAGAGAAUAAUGAAGAUGUAGAAGUAAACAAUGAUAUAUUGACAAGCAACUAUGAUGAAUCCGAUGUCAAAGAUGAUGAUUAUUCCACGGAUAAUAGUUCACUUUUAGAAGAAACCAAGAAGAAAGGUGUAAAAUAUAUUCAAUACGAAAAGGAUGACGAGAAUGAAGAAGCUAUAAACAAUAUAGUUUUAAAUAAAAACAAUGAAUCCGAUGUUAUAGAUGAUAAUAGUUUCUCUGAUAAUAGUUUACUUUUAGAAGAAACUAAGAAAAGUAAAGAGUAUAGGCGAAAUGCGAAGGUUAAAACUAAUAACCGUGCAGAAACAAAAGUGGAUGGUCAGAAGAAAACGCUUUUAGAUGAAAUCUUGAAAAUUUUCACUGUCACCGAUUUGACUUUAAAAGAACAAUUGGCGGAUAUAGAAAAUAGGAAAGAGAGUUUGAAUUAUAAAAAUAGUCCAUUCAAGGCGUCACAUCGCGACGGCGGCGGCGGGCAGGGCGGUGGCCGGCCGUUUGCUACUCAAAUUUUCGCGCGGUUUCUGAAAACGGGACAAUUUUGCGUCCCACAGUCCAUUUCGGGGACACCGGGACCCGUAAUUGGAAAACGGGGCAGUCCCGUUCAAAACGGGACGUCUGGUCACGUUAAGUAUGUACAACUUUCUAACGGAAAGCAGAUCUGA
Diatraea saccharalis (sugarcane borer) is the source of this 1341-nucleotide messenger RNA. The record is from the annotation of a GenBank genome assembly. NCBI's taxonomy places the organism in Eukaryota, Metazoa, Arthropoda, Insecta, Lepidoptera, Crambidae.